Messenger RNA from Uncinocarpus reesii 1704, 2625 nucleotides. RefSeq lists its product as uncharacterized. Gene Ontology annotation, molecular function: nuclear import signal receptor activity; small GTPase binding. Gene Ontology annotation, cellular component: cytoplasm; nucleus. Gene Ontology annotation, biological process: protein import into nucleus. The coding region runs from base 1 to 2625 and encodes 874 amino acids. The transcript is spliced from 9 exons. The record is from RefSeq and is a predicted model, not a curated record. Lineage: Eukaryota; Fungi; Ascomycota; Eurotiomycetes; Onygenales; Onygenaceae.
AUGGAUGUCAAUCAGGUGCUGGCUGGCACUCUUUCGCCAGAUGCCACAACUCGUCAAAAUGCUGAGCAGCAGCUGCUACAUGCUGCUGAGGUUGAUUUCGCUGGUUACCUUACUACACUUGCAGGUGAACUCGCAAAUGAAUCCGCCGCACCCGCUAUUCGAACGGCCGCCGGUAUUGCGCUCAAAAACGCUUUUUCAUAUCGAGAUUUCGCUAGAUUGAGGGAGGUACAAGGGAGAUGGAUUCAUCAAAUUAACCCCCAAGUUAAAAGCGCGGUGAAAGAAUUAGCUUUGAAGACGUUGGGAUCGCCUGACUCGCGAGCCGGCCAGUCCGCUGGUCAAUUUAUUGCUUCUAUUGCCGCGAUCGAGCUCCCCCGGAACGAAUGGCCCGAGUUGAUGAGCAACCUGGUUCAAAAUGUUAGCGGUGGUUCAGACCAUUUGAGACAAGCAUCCUUAAUCACUAUUGGGUUUGUUUGCGAGUCCGAUGAUCCAGAUCUCCGAGAAAGUUUGAACUCCCACUCAAACGCCAUUUUAACAGCCGUUGUGCAAGGCGCAAGGAAAGAAGAGCCAAAUAAUGAUGUUCGAAAUGCCGCUAUCACGGCCUUGAGCGAUGCUAUCGAGUUCGUAAGGUCGAACUUUGAAAAUGAAGGCGAACGCAACUACAUAAUGCAAGUCAUCUGUGAGGCCACACAAUCAACUGAUGUCAGAAUACAAAGUGGCGCGUUCGGCUGCUUGAAUCGUAUUAUGAGCAGUUACUACGAGAAAAUGCGUUUUUAUAUGGAAAAAGCCCUUUUCGGCCUCACCAUCCUGGGAAUGAAAAGCGAGGAAGAGGAUGUCGCUAAGCUUGCGAUUGAGUUUUGGUGCACAGUGUGUGAAGAAGAGACUGCGAUUGAAGAUGAUAAUAAGAUAGCCAAGAACGAAGGAUCGUCAAUACUCCGGCCCUUUUUCAACUUUGCUCGCAUCGCUUGCCGGGAGGUCGUUCCAGUGUUAUUAGUACUGAUGACCAAACAAGAUGAGGACGCCUCUGAUGACGAUUAUAAUAUUUCCCGCGCUGCUUACCAAGCUCUUGAAUUGUACUCCAGCUGUGUUCACAACGAUGUGAUACCGCCUGUUCUAGAAUUUGUGGAAGCCAACCUGAGAAAUGAUGACUGGCACCGUCGAGAUGCAGCCGUGUCCUCUUUUGGUGCCAUCAUGGAAGGCCCUGAAUUUGAUACGCUCGAUCCCUUGGUCAAGCAAGCCCUCCCUGUUUUGAUUCAAAUGAUGGACGACAAGGUCGUUCAUGUGAGGGACUCAGCUGCCUAUGCUCUUGGCCGGAUCACGGAAUUUUGCCCAGAAUCCAUUGAAGUGGACAGUCAUCUACAGCCUCUGAUUUCCUGCCUUUUUCACGGUUUGGCAAGCAGCCCAAAGAUCGCCGGAUCUUGUUGCUGGGCAUUGCAGAACAUAUCGGAUCGCUUCGCUGGAGAACCAGGCUCUGACACCAGCGCGUUCUCUAAGCACUUCCAGGACAGCGUUUCAUCCCUGCUUGCGGUCACUGACAGGAGUGAUGCUGACAACCUGCUUCGAACUGCUGCCUAUGAGGUUCUCACCACUUUUGUCACAAAUGCUGCUAACGAUUGCCUCCCUGUCAUUGCCAGUUUGGUUGAUGUCAUCAUGGAAAGAUUGGAGCGAACUGUUCCCAUGCAACAACAAGUGGUUAGCGUUGAAGACCGUAUCACCCUGGAAGAAGUCCAGACAAGUCUUACUAGUGUGCUUCUUUCUAUCGUGCAACGUCUGGAAACCGAAAUAAAACCACAGGCAGACCGGAUAAUGCACCUUAUGCUCAAAGUUUUGUCUACCCUACCUCCAAAGUCGAGUGUGCCUGAUGCUGUUUUUGCGACUGUUGGCGCCAUCGCUACCGCUGUGGAAGCGGAUUUCUUAAAGUAUAUGGAGGCAUUCUCACCAUUCCUCUAUAAUGCUUUGGGCAAUCAAGAGGAACCUGCCUUGUGCUCAAUGGCUAUAGGUCUUGUUAGUGAUAUCACUCGAUCAUUGAAUGACAAGGCUCAGCCUUUCUGUGAUACUUUCAUGAACUAUCUCCUGAACCUCUUAAGAAGUAAUACUCUUACCAAUCAGCUGAAGCCUGCUAUUCUCUUGACCUUUGGCGACAUUGCACAAGCUAUUGGGACUAGUUUCCAAACGUACUUGCCUGUUGUUUGUCAAGUUCUGCAACAGGCUUCUGACGUUACACUUGAAGACGACGUGUCUCAGGAUACACUUGACUAUAUAACCUCUCUUCGUGAAGGUAUCAUGGAUGCUUGGGGCGGAAUACUCCUCGCUUACAAGGGUACACCUGAGGCCAAUAACCUGACCCCAUUUGUCGAAUCGAUAUUCAAACUUAUUAGUCAGAUUUCGAAUGAAGGUACGCGUAGUGAGGGACUAAUGAGAUCCACCAUGGGUGUUAUUGGUGACCUGGCUGAUGCCUUCCCUAAUGGUGAAUUUGCAUCAAUGUUCCGCAGCGACUUCAUUUCUGGUCUUAUAAGGGAGACUCGAUCUACCCGGGAGUAUGGCGGCCGCACAAUAGAUACCGCACGAUGGGCCCGUGAACAAGUUAGACGUCAAGUCGGCCUCGCCACUGCAGCAGCAAUGUCCUAA